AUGAAAGCAAUUUACUUGAGUUCUUGCUCUGUAUAUAAAGGAAUUCUUAACAAUGGGAAGGACAUAGUUGUCAAGGUGUUUAACAUGCAACUAGAAGGUAUUUCAAGAAUAUUUGAUGUCGAAUGUGAAAUACUACGUAGCAUUCGACACAGGAAUCCGAUAAGCGUUAUAAGCUGUUGCUCCAAUGAAGAGUUCGAGGCAUUAGUACUUGAAUAUAUGCCAAAGGGGAACCUUGAAAAAUGGUUAUAUUCCCACAACUAUUGCUUGAAUAUGAUGGAAAGAUUGAAUAUAAUGAUUGAUGUUGCAUUUGCUUUGGAGUAUCUUCACCAUGGUUAUUCAAUGCCCAUUGUCCACAGCGACUUGAAGCCUAGUAAUGUGCUGUUAAAUGAAGACAUGGUUGCCCAUGUAAGUGACUUUGGGAUAGCAAAGUUGUUAUGCGAUGGAGAUAGCUCUGUGUUAACCAACACGCUAGCAACAUUGGAGUAUGGUUUGGAAGGGCUAGUUUCAACAAGGUGUGAUGUGUAUAGCUACGGGGUGAUGUUGAUUGAAACUUUUACGAGAAAAAGGCCUAGCGAUGAUAUGUUUUGCGGAGAUAUGAGCUUACAGAGAUGGGUAGAACUCUCACUUUCGGAGACCCCAGAUGAAGUGAUAGAUGCCAACUUAGUCAUGAAUUUGGAGGAAGAAAUGAUUGACAAGAAUAUGCAGCGUGUAUCAUCCAUACUUGAAUUCGGUCUGAAAUGCUCUGCCGACUCUCCCGGGAAUAGAAUCAACAUGAAACAAGCACUUGCAGAGUUGCAGAAAAUCAAACAUCGAUUUUUGCAAUGA
Molecule: messenger RNA, 825 nt
Organism: Salvia miltiorrhiza (redroot sage)
Lineage: Eukaryota; Viridiplantae; Streptophyta; Magnoliopsida; Lamiales; Lamiaceae
Product: probable LRR receptor-like serine/threonine-protein kinase At3g47570
Exons: 2
Coding region: 1-825 (274 amino acids)
Biological process (GO): protein phosphorylation
Molecular function (GO): protein kinase activity; ATP binding
Source: RefSeq, a predicted model, not a curated record